CUGCACCUCGUAAACAAUGCUACCCAAUUGGCUAACCGCAGAGUAUUUGCAGCCCAAGCUGAGGGCCUACUACAAGGAUGAUCAGCUGAAGGUCCUUAAAGUCUGGGCCAAGCCAGCAACUGAAAAAGGCCAGAACUACAUAAGCCUCAUGACCCGUAUCCAUGUGGACAUUCAACAGAGCGAUGGAGUAUUUCAGAAUAAAACCUACAUUGUCAAGGAAGCCCUGACAGAGAGUGUGCCCCAGGCCAAGGUGUUUUUGGAGUACGAUGUGUAUAACCGGGAAAUGGAUAUGUACGAGUUCAUGCUGCCCAAGAUGAAGGAACUUCUUCUAGAAGUUGGCCUCACCGGAAAGUUUACUGCAGAUACGAUUUUUGUAGACAGGGAAUAUAGUACCAUGAUACUGGAAGAUCUGGCAGAGUAUAACUACGUGAAUGCAGAUCGAGUGAAGCAGCUGGAUCUGGCUCAUACGAAAUUGACUCUCGAAUUGUUAGCCAAGUUCCAUGCCGCAUCCAAAGUCGUGAAACAACGCCAUCCGGAACUUUUGACCAAGAGCCUUUAUACUCAUUUCUUUUCGCGUGACAAAAAGGGCUACACGGAGGUGUACAAGGGAAUCUUAUCGGCCUUUAUAAGGUUCAUAAAUGGACAACCAGAUUUAAGGGAAAAGUACGGUGAUAAAGUAGAAAAGCUGCAUGAAAACAUCAUGGAGUUUGGAGCUCGAACCUUUGAAGUUGGAGAACACGAGUUGCUGGCGUGCAAUCAUGGUGAUUGCUGGACCACCAACUUUAUGUAUCAGUACGAUGAUGCGAGUAAUCCUCAAUCCGCCAUAGCCAUAGACUUUCAAUUCAGCAACUUCACUUCACCUGCCAUCGACUUGCAUUUAUUCUUCACCGUCUCGGUGAGGGAUGAAGUCCAGGACAUGGAAUCCGUUCUGGUUGAACAAUACUACAGCCACCUCAAAACGAACCUGGAAAAUCUUGGCUAUAAGGGAAAAUGUCCCAGCCUCCAGGAGUUCCAGAAGCAGUUCGAAGGUCGUCGUUUCAUGUGUCUAUUGGCCCAUCUCUUCAAACCUGUUAUUAUAUACGACGGUACUGAAGUGACCUCCGACUUCUCAAGUGUCUAUAAAGAUACCGAAGAGGGCAUUCGAUUCCAGAAUGUUAUCUAUGCCAACGAAAGGGUGCUGAGAAGUGCAACCAAAUUAUUAGCCAUGCUUGAUGCCAAGAGCGUUUUGGAUAUGCAGUAGGCUUAGCUAUGUUAGUACUAAUCAUAUAAGUAAUAUCGUGAUGUGGCAAUAAAUAAGAAAGUCACACUAUAUUCAUAACAUAUAAAAAAAUACAUAUAUUUAAAUUAUAAACUAGUUAUAUUACUACCAUAAGGAUUUAUUUCUUAUGGAGGGCAAUAUUUUCCACGCUCUGCAAUCUCGAAUCGCAUCUGCUACAUGGACAAACACUCAUCUGGAGUUAUGCUGGGCAGUAUUUUCCAGGUGCAGAGAUGCCAAUAUCGUGUUAUCCAUUCUAAUUAGCCCUGCCCAUGCUCGUGGCCCAUCAUUCGCCCGCUCUUAGCCUGCGAUGGUCGGUACAUUUGAGUCGGGCCAAGACGGCAUUGCCUUUCGAAAUUUACAUUGGCCAUUGGGCGCCUAGCAUGCACUAAAUUUAACGUCAGUGCCCCUUGGCCAAAGUCGAAGCCACUUCCCAGCCCCAUAAACUUGGUCGGCUCUCUUCUCAGAUGGGAAUUGCAAAUAUACAUACAUGCAUAGGAUAUACCUCGCUUUCUGGCCAAUUAAUUUACGCGCACUUGGCGAGCACUUUGGAUGGUUGGCUUAGAGAGAUGCGGCACGAUGCUUAUCGCCGGAUUAAACCUACAUAUAUCAUUUCAUUAUUAUUUGCCCGCUAACGGUGGACCAACUGGAUAUGGCGCUCCCUUUGGUGGGCUCGUCGCGCUGAUGCCGGCAACAUUUCUAAAUUAAUUAGCCGAGGACGAGGGGCUUGGCUGGCUGCACUGCACCAACUCCCGGGUUGAGCAACCAAUUUUGACAGCAU
This is a messenger RNA of Drosophila teissieri, 2036 nucleotides long. RefSeq lists its product as uncharacterized. The transcript is spliced from 2 exons. Bases 17 to 1240 code for a protein of 407 amino acids. Lineage: Eukaryota; Metazoa; Arthropoda; Insecta; Diptera; Drosophilidae. The record is from RefSeq and is a predicted model, not a curated record.